Molecule: messenger RNA, 663 nt
Organism: Cooperia oncophora
Lineage: Eukaryota; Metazoa; Nematoda; Chromadorea; Rhabditida; Trichostrongylidae
Source: the annotation of a GenBank genome assembly
AUGGGUUCAUGGAGCGUUUUGAAUUAUGUUGUCUUGAGAUCAAAGUCUAUUUCUACCUUUGUAGAUUCAAUACAUUCCAUUGUCUUAGUACUGGCUUGUUUUGUGCGUAUAUGGAGCAUAAAUGUUGUGGCAUUAUACUUGCCAUCAGCUAUAAUUGAAAGAGUUUUUGCCUCAAAAUACGUCACCGACUACGAGAAGUUUCCGAGACCGAUGAUAUACAGGAUGAUUAUUUCGUUCUUAUAUAUCAUAUCAGCAAUUAUUGCUUUCUUCGACAUGCUAGAUACUGAUGCAAUUGUCCAUAAUGUGGGCAAUAUGUACGCUGAUCGCGUGCGUAUCUUUCAUGCUAGCUAUAAAUACAUUAUCUCAUUAUUCACAGUGGAGUCAAAUGUGUCAUGUGCUCAUGAACGUCUUCGUUGCAAUAUGCAAGAACAUAUAUUAAGGUGGCACACUGUUAUCGUUUGGGUGUUCACGGUUGCUGUUGGCGGAUUUUGUUUGCAAUGUCUUCUACCGUUCGACACAAAAAUCGGAAUGAUUCAUGGAGAUCGCGCCACAAAUGAUCAUCGAGGGGCAUCAGAUGCCUACUUCAAACAACUGAGCACCAAGUGGGAGAUGCAUGCAAUGCCUAGAAUGAGAAGUCAAGAAGAGAAGUAUGUAUAUAACUAA